This is a messenger RNA of Cataglyphis hispanica, 1191 nucleotides long. It is a transcript of the gene acj6, whose product is annotated as inhibitory POU protein. The record is from RefSeq and is a predicted model, not a curated record. Gene Ontology annotation, biological process: regulation of transcription by RNA polymerase II. Gene Ontology annotation, molecular function: RNA polymerase II cis-regulatory region sequence-specific DNA binding; DNA-binding transcription factor activity, RNA polymerase II-specific. Lineage: Eukaryota; Metazoa; Arthropoda; Insecta; Hymenoptera; Formicidae. The coding region runs from base 1 to 1191 and encodes 396 amino acids. The transcript has 4 exons.
AUGAUGUACUCGCCGGACAAGAUGAUGGGGAGCAAGGGACUCCACGGGGCACCCAUCACCGCCCCGGGAUGCUUUCCCUCGGGGAGAUACUCGCCGCCGCCUUAUCGCGCCGCGCCGGAUCCGAUGCCGCCGCCACCGAGGCGAUGUAUGCCGAACCCUACGAGUCGUAUAUUGGAAGAUGCAUCCAUUAUGUGCAAUUCUUGGUCACCGAGGCAUAAUGGUGAUCUGUUUAGUGGCUUGAAUAGCGGUUUGCAAGACGGCUUACUUUCAAGAGCAGAGGCUUUGGCAGCAGAUUUGGGGAAGCACAACGCCGGGACGCCGAUGCCACUGAAGCACGAUCCCGUGUCUGUGUAUCAUCACGGAGCACACAUGCCCACCCCCCAUCCAAAUAACCGGCCACAUCAUCAGGUACAAUCACACCUCCUUAUGAGCCAUCCGGGGAUGGAGAGCCUCGACAUGCUGGACCCAGCAAACUCGAUGACGACACUAACGCCGAUGUCGGAGGGCACGGGCGGCGGACCCGGGCACCACGCGGGCAUCCACGGUCCAUCCGUGUACGGCGGCAUGAAUGGCAUGAUGAGCCAUCAUCAUCAUCACGGUAAUCUUGGCGGUGGCGGAGGUAGCGUGCCCCAUCCAGCGCAUCAUCAUCCGGCAAUGGCAGCCGCGGCAGCUGCGGCGGCCGCGGCGGGUCUCCAUCCCGACGCCGAUACCGAUCCGCGCGAGUUGGAGGCUUUCGCCGAACGAUUCAAGCAACGGCGCAUCAAGCUCGGUGUCACACAAGCGGACGUCGGCAAGGCGCUCGCAAAUCUCAAGCUACCGGGCGUCGGCGCCCUCUCGCAAUCGACGAUUUGUCGCUUCGAGUCGCUUACGCUUUCGCACAACAACAUGAUCGCCCUGAAACCGAUCCUCCAGGCCUGGCUCGAGGAGGCGGAGGCGCAGGCGAAGAACAAGCGGCGCGAUCCCGACGCGCCCUCGGUAUUGCCAGCCGGCGAGAAGAAGCGGAAACGCACCAGCAUCGCCGCGCCCGAGAAACGCUCGUUGGAAGCGUACUUCGCGGUCCAACCGCGACCCUCGGGCGAGAAGAUCGCCGCGAUCGCGGAGAAGCUCGAUCUUAAGAAGAACGUCGUCCGCGUUUGGUUCUGCAACCAGCGACAGAAGCAGAAACGCAUGAAGUUCGCGGCUCAACAUUGA